Messenger RNA from Spea bombifrons (plains spadefoot toad), 1338 nucleotides. RefSeq names its product stomatin like 3 (gene STOML3). Gene Ontology annotation, cellular component: plasma membrane. The coding region runs from base 132 to 989 and encodes 285 amino acids. NCBI's taxonomy places the organism in Eukaryota, Metazoa, Chordata, Amphibia, Anura, Pelobatidae. The record is from RefSeq and is a predicted model, not a curated record. The transcript has 8 exons.
CUCUCAGCACAUCCUUGUUGACAUAACUUGGGGUGGGUCCUGCUGAAGACACAGAAGUGAGAGUGAAAGAACACAGUACUGCACAGUGCACACCUUCAGAGCAGAUCCCUGUGCAGGGCACGGGAUUAAACAUGGAGUUGGACAUGCAAGCUCCUAUUACCAAAGAGAAACGAGGAUCCAGAGAAGAGUUCGUGGAUGCUGUGAAAGGAGACAUUGGUGUCUGUGGCUGGGUGAUACUGAUAUUGUCUGCAUUCCUGGCAGCUAUCAUGUUUCCAUUUUCCAUCUGGUUCUGUGUUAAGGUUAUUAAGGAAUAUGAGCGUGCAGUCGUGUUCCGACUUGGCCGUAUCACUUCAGGAAAAGCAAAAGGACCAGGAUUGAUAUUUGUCCUUCCAUGCACAGAUACCUUUAUUAAGGUGGACCUCAGGGUUAUUUCAUUUGCAAUCCCUCCACAAGAGAUCCUCACAAAAGAUUCUGUGACUACAAAUGUUGAUGGUGUUGUCUACUACAAGAUUGAAAAUGCAAUCAAGUCUGUGGCCAAUGUUAAUAAUGUUCACUUAGCCACGCACCAAUUAGCACAAACGACUCUGAGAAAUAUUUUGGGAACACAAACACUAUCCAGUAUCUUGUCCAACCGGGAGGAGAUUGCACACAAUAUUCAGUCAAUAUUGCAUACCGCCACACUCCAGUGGGGGGUGAGAGUGGACCGCGUAGAGAUGAGAGACGUACGCCUGCCUGUACAGAUGCAGAGAGCUAUGGCUGCCGAAGCAGAAGCUGUGAGAGAAGCCCGUGCUAAGGUUGUAGCAGCAGAAGGUGAGAUGAAUGCAUCCCGGGCUUUAAAAGAAGCAUCCAUCGUGAUAUCGGAGUCUCCUGCAGCCCUGCAGCUGCGUUACCUGCAAACGCUGAACACUAUCGCAGCAGAACACAAUUCUACAAUUGUAUUCCCUCUCCCUAUUGACAUGCUGCAAACCCUAUUUCACAAAAAUAAAUAAGCAGCUUCUGAAGCAGUGCAAGCAUUCGUAACUAAUAAACUGUAUUACGUCUAUUAAUGUAUACAGUGCCUGCAAUAGACAGAACAUAUUUAUUGCUCAUGGGAUUCUGCUGUAUAGUUUUUUCCAGCUGGUGUUAUUUGUUUUUUUUUACUUUUUUUGUGGAAUUUUCAGUUUACAUGUCAGUUUUCCCAGGCGAGGGGCAUUUUAAUACUGUAACGAUUAUGAGGUACUAUUGAAUAUUAUCACAUAGGAACAUUAUCAUAAAAAAUGUUUCUCCUGUUUAUAUCAUCUUUUGUAAUUGUGUUUCCUCUGUAGCUUACAUAAAAACAUAGUAACAUAGUUAAUCAAA